CAGCUGAUCUCAAUGCCGCACGCCUAGGCUGGUAGUGGCGCGACUCUGCGCUGGAGCGCCACCGUCUCGAUGGCGGGAAAUUCAAAUUUGCGGGCUUUUUCCUCAUGCGGGUUUUACAACUCAGUGUUCGAUCAUCGCUCAUAGCUUCUUUAUUCUGUGCUUUCCAUUGAGUUCAAAUGUUGUUUGAAAGUUUUCAUAUGUGACUGAUGAAACAUCAGAAUACUUCCUUAUUUCAGGUUCAUUUUAGGUCUAUUUUACUGGAUCAUAUUCGAUGCAUCAAACAGCCCAAAGCGGUAUUUUUCACAUGUAUGGACAGUCGGAUGAUACCUACAAGAUUUACUGAGACCAAUGUAGGAGACAUGUUUGUCGUCCGUAAUGCUGGUAAUCUCAUUCCUCACUCUCAACAUUUUCUCGAUGAACUCACUACAAAUGAACCAGCCGCUUUGGAGCUUGGCUGUGUCGUCAAUGAUAUCCGACAUAUUAUCGUCUGCGGCCAUUCGGAUUGCAAGGCCAUGAACCUGUUACAUGCAUUACAAGACGUAGAUUUUGCAAGCAAAGAAAAUCGACGAAUCUCACCUUUGCGAGCCUGGCUUUGUACUCAUGCCAUGUCAUCCUUAGAAAAGUACCAACAGUUACAAGUUGCCGGUUUCCAUACCCCCCUGAUAUUUCAAUCAGAAACUCCUCUCAGAAAGUUUGUCGCCUACAUAGAUCCUGAAAAUAAAUUUAGUGUCGAAGAUAAGUUAUCGCAGAUCAACUGCUUGCAGCAGCUCCAAAAUAUUGCAAGUUAUGGGUUUCUAAAGAAGCGACUCGAAAGUCAUGAUUUGCACAUUCACGCUCUUUGGUUCGACAUCUACACAGGAGAUAUCUAUUACUUCAGCCGCCAGAACAAGAAAUUUGUAGAAAUCAACGAAAUGACCGUCGAUAUGUUAGAGCAAGAAGUACUUAGGUUCUACUCCUAGCAGUUUGCAUCUUCUAAAGGCGCUUUGCCACAGCUUUUUAUCUGUGAUUUUUUAUAUUUAUAGUCCAGAACUCUGUGCUUAAACUUUGAUAUAUUUAUUAUUGAUUGAUUUUUACACAAUGUCCCUAGAGCAUUUAAACUAGAGAAAAGAGGCUUACGUCUAAUUCAUAUGCGUAGUGAACAAUUUCAUUGGAAUCUGAAAUGGUGUCAUAUUAUUAUUUGACUAAAAUCAGAGCAGAUUAAUUAGAAGAGUCCAAGCCAAAUAAGUUUACGUUUUCUCAGACUGCGACUGAGCUACAGAAGAUCGUCUGCCGUUACUUUAGUGUUGAAAGUAAUUGGAAGAACCAAGAUAAGGGAUCUUCUGACGUAGUCUGAAAGUGCGCAAAUUUAUUUGGCGUGGACCAUCUAACCUCGAAAUAGUCUUAAUCAUGUUUUUGUAGAAGAUAAGUUUUGAUACUAGGGCCCUUCUUUAACAUUCCCUAUUUCUGUUCUUAUACUUAUUUAUUAUUUGUUUAUUUUCUAAAUGCUUUUCCUUGGUUAUAAGAAAAAUUAUUAUUAUUUUUAUCUGCAAUUUUAGCAAAUAAUGCUUAAAGUUUAAAAACUCUAUUUUUGGUAGACCAUAAGUUCAUUUUUUACGAGCAAUAUACUACUCCUUACUCCCUUUGAACGCCACAAGUACUUAAGAUCACACCAGUCCUGACUCAAAGGAUCUCAAUUCAAAUUAUAUGGUCAAUACUUUUUUCUAUAAAUAAUAACUUCAAAUCGCGCAUUGCCUGAAUUGUGUCCCCAUGCUGAAGGAAAAUUUAACUAGUUAGAAAGAACGUCGAUAAUUUUGUGUUCACAAAAUAAAGUAAUCAUAUAUGCUAAAGUUUAGAUAGACUUACCCUCUCAUUAAAGUUACCAUCCGUCAUCACUAUCAAUUCUGAGAAUUUUUUUUAUCCUUAUGCAUUAUUUAAUUUCAUACUAUCUUUUUUUGUAUGUGUGUACGAGAAAUUUAUCAAGGUAAUGAUUUCCUGGAAGCUUGUUACUCUCCAUCUCUUUUUAGAUGGCAUUAUUUCACCUUUUAGUUGGUUCUUUUGUUUAGAAAAAAAAUUAUACUUCUUUCUUCGAGCUCAGUUGAUUUCCAGGUAUCUGUUACUGAUGUGUAUGGCACACUUAUAUGGAGAAGGAAAGAUCCUUGAGUGUUUUUCUUUUUUAAGUCAUUUUUAUAUUAUUUAUACGUUUGUUUUUGCUCCGGAUUGUUUUAAACAUAGCUUUUAUAGGUAGAUGAAAUUUUGAAUUUUUACUUUCCUUGUGUUAACACACAUGGAAGUCACUCUGGCUAAAAGCAGUUAAAAUACUCGUAUUUGCUGUGGACAGCAGUGACGUGGCGACCGUGGCGUGCUUUGCGAUAUAUUGAUAUUUCCCCAUUUGAAGCUGUGGUAAAUAAUCGAUUAUUGAGGUGUUCGCUGCGAACACCCUGUUAAUCGAUACUUUUUCAUGGGUUUAAAUGACCGAUCAAUCGAUAAAUCGCAAAGCACGCCACGCCACUGGUGGGCAGGUGAAAUUAACGAAAAUCGACGCAGAUUCUACAGACGACACUUAGCAAUGAGGAACCUCUAAAAGGGGUGUGAAUCCGUUUUCUUUGAAAGAAAGAAGAAAAGAAAUGUUGAAAAUUAGCAAUAAUCAAGCUAACUGUUCGUAAUUCUAAAAUAUUGCCAAUUUAUUGUUAUCUUUUUUAAUGAUUUUAACUUUUAUUGUUUUGCACAUGUGAUAAAAAACUCUAUUAAAACGUACUUAAAAGUCAA
Bemisia tabaci is the source of this 2745-nucleotide messenger RNA. It is a transcript of the gene CAHbeta, whose product is annotated as carbonic anhydrase beta. Gene Ontology annotation, molecular function: carbonate dehydratase activity; zinc ion binding. Lineage: Eukaryota; Metazoa; Arthropoda; Insecta; Hemiptera; Aleyrodidae. The record is from RefSeq and is a predicted model, not a curated record.